This is a messenger RNA of Archocentrus centrarchus (flier cichlid), 1970 nucleotides long. RefSeq names its product katanin p60 subunit A-like 2 (gene katnal2). NCBI's taxonomy places the organism in Eukaryota, Metazoa, Chordata, Actinopteri, Cichliformes, Cichlidae. The record is from RefSeq and is a predicted model, not a curated record. Gene Ontology annotation, molecular function: ATP hydrolysis activity; ATP binding; protein binding. The transcript has 16 exons. The coding region runs from base 117 to 1667 and encodes 516 amino acids.
UUAAAGUACUCCUAAGCACGUCAGCCCCAAACACGUUAGGCCCCAAAGAAAUGCACGGCGGACCAACUCUAGCAUCACCUAACGGAUAAUACCCACCUAACUAACUUUUUACAGCCAUGAUGGAGCUUUCUUAUCAGUCUAUGAAAAUCGCCCAUCAGGCCCGAGAGGCGGAUGAGCAGAGGACAGAGAUGAGGAAGAAAAGCCUCCUCAUCCUCAUCUAUCACCACCUACUGGGGCAAGGUUAUGUAGCUGCAGCAGUGGCCUUGGACCAGGAGACAAAUGGAGGUGUGAGGAGGUUCGAGGUUAGUGAUAACAUCGAUCUGGAGAUGGUGCUGAUGGAGUACGAGAGCUACCACUACAUCAAAUUCCAGAAGUAUCCCAAACUUAUAAGAAGAAUAGCAGAAACAGGUGAAAGAAGACGGAGUACAGCCAAGAGAAGUCCCUGUUCAGCUGGGAAACCUCUUCCAAAAAUCAACCCAUCCCAGAACCCACACUCCAGAAAUGGAGCCAAGAAGGCAGCCACUAGUGAUAAUGAUGGAUCUCUUGCUCCAGAGUCGUCAGAAUUUGGUCUCAGCAUUUCCUCCAUCAAAAAUGGACCAGCUGGAGAGUCCGCCACGAACAGGAAGGGACAGAUGACUGAUGUCAAAGGUACAAUCCAGGAUGUUGUCAGAGGAGCUGGCAUUAACUCAGACCACAUGGAACGGCUACUGAAGCCCCUCAGUGGCUUUUCUGGAAUGAGCGGUGAGAUGAGGGAACUAGCUGCAAUCAUCAGCAGGGACAUCUAUUUGCACAGCCCCAAUGUGCGAUGGGAGGACAUCAUCGGUCUGGAAGAUGCCAAGCGAUUAGUCAAAGAGGCCGUCGUUUAUCCCAUUAAGUAUCCCCAACUCUUUACAGGCAUCCUGUCUCCAUGGAAGGGUUUACUACUCUAUGGCCCUCCAGGCACAGGUAAGACAUUGCUGGCCAAGGCCGUGGCUACAGAGUGUAAGACAACCUUCUUCAACAUCUCAGCUUCCAGCAUCGUCAGCAAGUGGAGGGGAGACUCUGAGAAACUGGUCAGGGUCCUAUUUGAGCUGGCCAGGUACCACGCGCCAUCCACCAUCUUCCUGGAUGAGCUUGAGUCAGUGAUGGGCCAGAGAGGAAGCAGCAUGGGAGGCGAGCACGAGGGGAGUCGCAGGAUGAAGACGGAGUUGCUGGUUCAGAUGGAUGGACUGGCCCGUUCAGAUGACUUGGUGUUUGUACUUGCUGCCUCCAACCUACCUUGGGAACUGGACCAUGCAAUGCUGAGGAGGUUAGAGAAGAGGAUUCUAGUAAGUCUCCCCUCUUCACCAGCCCGCCAAGCCAUGAUUUCUCACUGGCUGCCUCCUCUCAGCUGCACAGGAGGGGUGGAGCUACGGACUGCGCUGGACUAUGAAACACUGGCAAAGGAGAUGGAGGGCUACUCUGGCUCUGACAUAAGACUGGUAUGUAAGGAAGCUGCCAUGAGACCAGUUCGAAAGAUCUUUGAUGCUCUGGAGUCGCAUCAGGAUGAUGAUACAGAAAUGCCUCCCAUCCAACUGGAAACUGUAACGACAGCCGAUUUUCUGGACGUGACUAAACACACCAAACCCUCAGCACGAAACCUGAUGGACAGAUACACAGCCUGGGAGAGAGAGUACAAGUCUGUCUAAUACUCGUACACAUAACAUGAAGGGAAAGGACUUUUAUACUAGCAUCACUAAAUGUGUAGAUAACUUGUUUUUACUGUUACAAAUUUACAUCCUGUACUAUGCUAAUAAUUUAUGCUAAUAACUAUUUAUUAGUGUAAACUCUUUCCUAAGCUUUAGAUAUUUGCGACAUGUUACCGUAGGCUGGAGCUGUGCACAUUUUAAUAGCUGAGGAGCUUUGAAAAACAUGCAGGAAAUAUAAAAAGAAGUACUUAACAAGUAAGCUGAUACUCUGAGCCUAUGACACUAUUUUACUUGAAGCACAUU